AUGGUGUGCACGGGACCUGAUAUUGCACAAGCAGUGGGAGUUUUAAGUCGAUUUAUGUCUAAUUCUAGCAAGAAGCAUUGGAGUGCUGUAAAAAGGGUUCUUAGAUAUCUACAUGGGACCUCAAAUUUAGCAUUAUGUUAUAGGGGCAUGGCGAUUGGGGAUGAGCUAGAUGUAAUAGGACUUGUGUAUGCUGAUUGGGGAGGUGAUCUCGAUAGUAUGCGUUCUACAAGUACAUAUGUAUUCUCUUUAUUUGGUGCCAUUGUUUGUUGGAUGAGCAAAAGACAGAGUACUGCGGCUUUGUCAUCGACUGAGGCAGAAUACGUGGCACUAACACAUGCUGGCAAGGAAGCUAUGUGGCUUUGA
Molecule: messenger RNA, 363 nt
Organism: Pistacia vera
Lineage: Eukaryota; Viridiplantae; Streptophyta; Magnoliopsida; Sapindales; Anacardiaceae
Product: secreted RxLR effector protein 161-like
Exons: 1
Coding region: 1-363 (120 amino acids)
Source: RefSeq, a predicted model, not a curated record